This is a messenger RNA of Aureobasidium melanogenum CBS 110374, 1275 nucleotides long. Its product is annotated as MFS general substrate transporter. NCBI's taxonomy places the organism in Eukaryota, Fungi, Ascomycota, Dothideomycetes, Dothideales, Saccotheciaceae. Gene Ontology annotation, molecular function: transmembrane transporter activity. The annotation marks the transcript as partial. Gene Ontology annotation, biological process: transmembrane transport. The record is from RefSeq and is a predicted model, not a curated record. The transcript has a single exon.
UUCUCAGUCUACACAAAAGGACAAAAGCUAUGGAUCAUCCUGCUGGUGUCCUUUGCGGCUACCUUCUCAGGCUUUGCCUCGAAUAUUUACUUUCCGUCCAUCCCAAGUAUCGCGUCUGAUCUCUCGUCAUCGAUCGAGUUGAUAAAUCUUACGGUGACGGGCUAUCUCAUAUUUCAAGGCCUCUCACCAGCACUAUGGGGCGCCAUCUCGGAUACUUAUGGGAGACGUAUCACUUAUAUCUGCACUUUCAUCGUCUUUAUUGCCGCCUGCGUUGGCUUAGCUGAGACAAGAAGCUAUGCUCAACUGUUAGUGCUUCGCUGCUUGCAAAGUACUGGCAGUGCAAGUACCAUUGCCAUUGGUGCUGGAGUGGUAGGCGAUGUUACGACUCGUGAAGAAAGAGGCAGCUUUAUGGGAUAUUUUCAGGCAGGACUUCUACUCCCGGUUGCCCUGGGACCUUUAAUCGGAGGAGCAUUGGCGGAUUCCCUAGGAUGGAGAUCUAUCUUCUGGUUCUUGACCAUCUAUGCCACCGCCUUCUUGCUUGUACUUGUCGCUUUACUGCCCGAAACGCUGCGGUCGCUCGUCGGCAAUGGCUCUGUUGCACCACCGAAGUAUGCUGUCUCUCUGUUCUCGGCUUGGUCCAUCAAGCACAACGGCGAACCAGAAGAUAGCAGCGUCACUCCUGCGAAACGCGUUAAUGUGCUGGGCAGCAUCACCAUUCUCACGGAACGCCGUCCACUGUCUGCCAUUAUGUUCGUUGGUCUGUUCUACAUGGUCUGGCAGAUGGUGGUCACUGUACUCUCUUCAGUAUUUCAGGCCACCUACAACAUGUCUGACCUUCAAGUAGGCCUCGUAUACCUUGCCAAUGGUAUCGGAUGUAUGGUAGGGACUCUUACAACAGGGAGUCUUCUGGACGUGGACUAUCGCCGUUGUAAGAAGCGAUUUGCUCGUUUGGAGUCGAACUUCCCCCUUGAGAAGGUCCGAUUACGUAUGAUCUACAUAUACGGGCCUCUGCAAUGCAUUGCUGUCUUGGUAUUCAGCUGGGUCGUGGACAAACAUAUACACGUCUCAGUACCCAUCAUUUGUCUCUUCUUUGUUGGGUGGGCAGCCACUUCAAUACAGAGCAUCGUAUCGACCUUCUUGGUUGAUCUCUACCCUGAUCGUAGCGCCUCAGCCACUGCAGCACUGAACAUUGUACGUUGUCUACUGGGCGCUGGUGGCACAGCUGCAGUCUCACCUGCUGUCCGAGCUAUUGGUAUUGGCUGGGCCUUCACGAUA